Catharus ustulatus (Swainson's thrush) is the source of this 1300-nucleotide messenger RNA. RefSeq lists its product as uncharacterized. The transcript has 4 exons. The record is from RefSeq and is a predicted model, not a curated record. NCBI's taxonomy places the organism in Eukaryota, Metazoa, Chordata, Aves, Passeriformes, Turdidae. Bases 222 to 1196 code for a protein of 324 amino acids.
GCCCUGGUGUUAGCCCGGCCGCCGUGACCCCUUGGCCCGCUCCUCAUCUGUCGCAGCACGCGUUUAUCCAGCCGCGUGCCGGGAAGUUUGGUCCAGAAAGGUCCUGAGAAAGACCGUGUCAAAACCACCAAAAUCAAAUUAUUCCAUCAGCUGCUUCCCUUGAUCGACUUGAUCAAGACUGCAACCAUCCAAUCAACUCACCCACCAGACACCCCCUGCAAAUGCCCCUCUCCAGGGAAGAGAAGGGUGUUGGGGGUGCCACGCCAACAGCCCAGAGAUGUGCCAUCCACAGUCUGCCCUUUGUCCCCGGGUGGAGUUGCCCCACCGCAGAAGGUUGGUCAGGCAGGCCUUGCCCUUGGGGAAGCUGUGCUGGCUGUCCUGAAUCACCUCAUGCCCUCCUGCAGACCUCCUGGGGGAUCUGUUCCAUCAUCUUCCCAGGCCCAGCUGAGGCUGAGGAGUCGGUACACAUGGCAAGCUGGGGUGAUGGUGAGACAUGCCGUGUACUCCAGCACAGCUUCCAGGGCUCCAUCCUGCCAGUGGUGAGUUGCUCCAGACUCAAGACAGUUGCUGCUCUUGGAGAUGCUGCUGUGGGGCUGAACAACUCCACUGGCAGUGAGAGCAAGCCAGUGUCUCCGUGGAGGAUGGCUCCAAGGUUCCAAGCCAUGGGGAUGCUGCUCAGAUCGUCCUGUCUGACCAGGGAGUACUCCCAAAGGAUCUCCUUGGCCAGUGCCUUGAGGAGGAUGUGGCUGUCCUGGGACAUGUGGCUGCCAGGGGAUGCCCUCACGGUGGUGGCUAUGAUGGAUAUCAGCAGACCCUGUGUGUUGGUGCCAGCAGGGUCCCCAGGUCCAGAGUAUCAAGACGGAAGGGGACAAUCUUCCAUGGAGACAUCCAAAGUGCUACAUGAAAUUCUGAGGGAGCUGAGGAUGAUACUAGGAGGUGUGAAGAGCCUGAGCCUCAACAGCGCUGUCAGCAGGAGAUCCACCAACACUGGGGACAGCGGGGCAGACCCAAAUGCUGUGGAUAACAGGGCAAACCCAGACGCUGUGGUGGGCAAGGCAGACACAGGCGCUGUGGAUGCUAAUUCUUUCCAGAAGUACUGCAUUGAAGGAAUUGUGGCGGUCCUUGGCUCGAUGCUGCUGGGAAUGGUGCUGUGUUGUGUGCUCCAUGUGUGGAGGAAAAGGAGAAAGAAAACAUAGGAUCAGGAAGCACCUCACAGCUUCCUGAGCCAGUUUGGAGCGCCUGGACAGCCAGACAGAAGAGUAUUUGGAGGAGUAUAAAUAAAGAGCAGCAGCACAAUCAA